Aspergillus saccharolyticus JOP 1030-1 is the source of this 1328-nucleotide messenger RNA. RefSeq lists its product as uncharacterized. The transcript has a single exon. Gene Ontology annotation, biological process: regulation of transcription by RNA polymerase II. The record is from RefSeq and is a predicted model, not a curated record. Gene Ontology annotation, cellular component: nucleus. Gene Ontology annotation, molecular function: DNA-binding transcription factor activity, RNA polymerase II-specific; RNA polymerase II transcription regulatory region sequence-specific DNA binding. NCBI's taxonomy places the organism in Eukaryota, Fungi, Ascomycota, Eurotiomycetes, Eurotiales, Aspergillaceae. The coding region runs from base 255 to 1328 and encodes 357 amino acids.
CGCGACACAGCAGACAAUUCCUGAUACGGGGCAUGCAUUCAGAGUUCUCCCACAAAGGAGCAGUCCAUGUAUUCAAGUGGGAUCUUCCAGUAUCCAUGCAGUCAAAAACCCCCUAGCACAAGGAGUACAAUGGAGUCAAACGACAUGUUCCCGUCAUACUAUCCUGUAGCUUUUUGACUUGAGGAUAUUUAAAGCUCCUCACUGGACGUCUCAUGGUUGUUCUCACCCCAGCAAGUUAGAUAUAUAUUAUCGUUAUGGCUUCCAACAAGGCUAUCCAGCGGCUUCGGUCUUAUGCCAAUGUCCCAUCGCACCAGCUUACUGCGCCGCAGGUUUCAUGCUACGCAGGCAGACAUGCGCACGCCGAUGACUGCAGACUAUGUGGACACGCCAUCUUUGAUCUCGAUUAUGCUGAUCGGUGUGGCCAGUGUGGGCGAUUCUUCCACCAGCAUUGCAUCGAGAGACUUCAGCAGUCCGAGGCAAGGAACGGAACUCCUAUUGCUUUAGGCUGCCCGCAAUGCGGGACACUUUGGAAUAGUGCGAUAGUUGACCGUUGUCGUUAUCGUAAGUCUGGAGACACGUAUAUCUGUGAGGGUGGGGACCGGUGUGAAUUCGCCACAAGAGAUAGAGAGACAUUGGAUCUUCACUACUGCAGGAAUCAUGGAGACACCCGAGAAUCUGAAAGCGGCAGAGUCCAGCAAGAUAUGCCAGGGCAAAACCCGGUCCCUUGUCCGCAUUGUCUCCGAAGAUUCGCCUCUCAGGAAGGCUUAAAUCAUCACAUGGACAUGGCACACCCUGAGUUUCGUACCGCUGAGCUUCGUCGUGACGAUCGUAGCGAGCGUCGUGAGUAUCGUAAUGAGCGUCGUGAAUAUCGAGGUGAUCGUCGCAAUUGUGACAGUCUAGAGUUUCAUCACCACUGUCCGCAUUGCUCCCGAAUAUUCUACAAUGAGCGUGGCCUGAAAUCACACGUAAGCGACAUGCACGCUGACGAAAUUCGCCUUAAGCCAACUUCUCAAGCCCCGUGGCCUUGUUCAUAUUGUUCCCGGAGAUUUACCAAUCAGCGUGGCGUGAGCGCACACAUUGGCAACAUGCACCCUGAGGUUAUUCGUCGCUGUGAGCAAGGGUCUCAUCCCGGAGCAGGGUUCGCAGAGCCAACCGUGAAGAACAUCUGUCCUUGGUGUUUGCAAGGGCCCGUUCCCAGGCCUGAGGACCUUACAACACACGUCGGGACUCAGCAUUAUUAUGACACCCUGACGUGUCCGUUCUGUGCAAAGCAAUGCUACAGCCGGGGGAAACUUGAGAAACAUAUGACGCUGGAUCAUGACUACUAA